AUGGCGUCCAGCCGGGUGCUGGAGAGGGAGGUCCAGGAGCAGCCGAGGCGCGCUGCGACCGCAAACCUCGACUUCUGCCUCCACAAAUACUCCCUGCUCAUCAUUAUCGGACGGAGCGCUCACUUCAGACAGACGGGACACAUCAGCAGGGAGAUCGAACGAGGUAUUCGGUCAUGGGACAUUGACUUAAAAUCCUGUAACCUGAACCUCUAUCUGCAAGAAUUCCUGUCCCAUCACACGGCGUCAUUCAAGGGUGCAGGGCAGAAGUGUCUGCGGCACAGCACCAGAGUGUUGGACACUCAAGUGCUGAUCAGUCCACCUCAGGAACAGGUUCAUUCGGAGGUGUUUGCUCUGCUGUCGCGGGAAUCGGCUCAUAAGCUGUUGAUCUUGGCUGGCCAGAGCUUGGAGGAAAGCGGAGACCUACUGUUUCACAGAGGACUGUUUUCACCGCAUCAACUGAAACAAAUAAUAACACAGCAGUUCAUAGGUCAAGAGAGCUCUGCCUCCUCCUCCAAGCUCAGUCUGACCCUAAGCUGUCCCAACAUCGGUGAGUGGAGGAAGACUCUCUUGGGAAACCAGCCUCUACAGGGUCCUUUCACGCUUCACAUCAAUCCCCCAGAGGUGCUGCCUGCCAUGGAGGCCCUGGGGGAAUUCACCUCCCUCAUCUCCAGUACCCUUUGCCCUCCAUCCACCUUUGACCUCCUGCCUCCUCCCACCACCGUCGGUUUCCUCAAGCUGUCCCGUCCCUGCUGCUACGUGUUCCCUGCUGGCCGCGGUGACUGUGCCUUCUUUGCUGUUAAUGGCUUCACGGUGCUGGUGGAUGGCGGCUCGGACACGCUGGCCUGUUUCUGGAAGCUGGUCCGCCACCUCGACCGUGUUGAUGCAGUUUUGCUGACGCACAUCGGGACGGAAAACCUGCCAGGGGUCAACACCUUCCUGGAGAGGAAGGUGGCAGAGCUGGAGCUGAGCUCUGAUGUCAAAGACGACUUGUCUAAAAGGCUGAUCUCCCCAGAGCUUGGAGUCGUGUUCUUUAACGCCCCCAGCAGGUUACAGGUGGAGCAACAGCCCUGUGUGGACAAUGUACUGAAGAGUACACACCAGGCAGCCCUAACCCUGCAGUUAUUAAAGAAGUUAGACAUCAGACCACAACCAAUGUUUCGACCCCAAGGAGUCCCCUUUGAGCCACUAACCCUGUUCCAGAAGAUGGGAGUGGGACAGCUGGAUUUAUACAUCCUCAAUCCCAGCAAAAACAGCCAGGAGUACCAGACUCUCAUGCAAAACUGGCCUGAUGCAGUGUCAUCAGCAUCCAAAUCCCAAACUCUCCCUCUCACUGCUCUGGCUUCAGUGUCUGCUCUGCUUGUGUGGCAUCCAGCGUGCCCUCAAGAGAAGGUGGUCAGGGUGCUGUUCCCUGGUGUUACCCCACAGGCCAAGCUCCUGCAAGGGCUAGAGAAGCUGAAGGGCCUGGCCUUCCUCCAAAAACCCACUGUGACAACCGGUGACCUGGAGAGGCUCGGGGAAGACAGGAAGGCUAAGAGGACAGAGAGCCAGGAUAGUAGUAGGUCACAAGGGAAGGAAACAACCUCCAAACAUGGGAAAGAAAAAGGGGUUAGAGAAGAGGCUAAGGAGGUAUCAGUGAAGGAAAAGGGUAAAGGAGUAAAUGGAGUUGAUAAAACCAAAAUGAAAGACGUGGGUGUAAAGCAAAAGGCAGCUAUGUCAGAGAAGAAUACGUCAAAGAAAGGAGGAGGGAAGGAUGGGAAAAAGGAAGAGAAGACUGGCAAUAAAGAGGAGAACAGUGUUAUGAAGAAUGAUCAGGUGAAAAAGGAUGGUCUCUCUUCCAAACCAAAGAAUGAAAAUAAAACUAAGCUCAAAAAGGAAGCAAAAAAUGACUCUAAAACAGGGACGAAGAAAACAAGAAAACCAUCGGGAAAGGAAGCAGAUGAUGGAAAGAAGGCACAUGUAAACAGUGAAUUGCCAAAUAACAACUCAACAAAACCUGAUGCUGGGACUACGUUAGAAAUCCCAAAGCCAGACUGCCCUGCUACAGAACAGCAGAAUCAAAAACCAGAGAGAGAACCUGAAGAGAACCCCUGUGGCUCCAAAACAUCUACCCCUGAGGAUAUGACUGCUGAUUUUCUCAGGCUGCGGGAGGAAACUGAACGAGGAGGGGCGCAGGUGGAAAUAGCAGAUGAAGGAAAGCAGAAAAGCAGUGAGUCAGGAAAUGAAAAGACCCUUGGAAGUCUGAGCAAAGAGACAAGUAAUGAAACUGCUGAUACACCAGGGAAAGAAGCAGCAGGUGGCACAGGGAUAAUGGAAGGACAGAGUGGUGAUAAUGAAGUGCAAAAUAAAGCUGGGACUGGAGAGAAUGCUGGUGUAGACGUGCAGAAAGGGUCUGGAGACCAGUCUAGAAGUGCAACCAAACCAGCAAAGGUUGUGGGAUUUCCAUCUCCCUUGAACAAGGAACCAAAGAAUGAGCGCACCGUCCAGCUAGACUUAACCCCGACGGAGUACACCCUCCUGGAUGGGGCUUUGAGACACAGCCCUCCCUCAAGAUCCUCUCCAGAGAACCAGGCCCCUGCCAGCCCUGACGAGGAGACCGUAGAGCCGACCUCCCCUGACUCACGGCCCAACAGUGCAGGCCACACUCCCUACUGUCUUUCCCCAGAUGAUGUGUGGUGCAACAGGGCCACUCUUAGCAGGUUACAGGCCCAGAUGGCUAACAUAGAGUCCACUGAUGUCAACCAGCCAAAUGGAUCAACCAGGCAAAGUGAGGGGCAGCUAUGCCAGCCCAAGAACACCCCAGAGAGCCACACAAAUCCCAGGGAGAAGCAUCUAAGUUUUCUUUCUUUGGGUACAUUUAAAGACGGAUCCUCUGACCCUUCUCCUUCUGUGGCUACCACCACCACUACACACUCUAUGCCAGCAGAGGUGAGCUCACCUCAGUCCACAGAAGUGGAUGAAUCACUGUCCAUGUCCUUUGAGCAGGGACCAACCAAUGUGAGCCAAAGAGAGGGGGAUGACAGCGUUCAUCACUCCCACUCCAAUGGAGGCCAUUUUGUGGGAAUGUCCUUAUCAAUGAAGAAGCCUCCCAGAUCUUUAGGUCAAGUUCCAGAGAUGGGGCGACCUCCAGCUCCUAACACACUUCAUUUUGAGGCAUCACCUCAUGAUGUGGAUCUUUGUCUGGUUUCUCCUUGUGAGUUCAAGCAUUUCAAACCUCCUGACUCCGGCUCAGGUGCCAGUGAACCCUCUAGAGGAGCCUUUGCUCCACAUCAUCACGGGAACAACAAUAACAACCCUAAGGACACAUCUCCCAGUGAAUCAAAUGCCCCCGUUUGUACAGAGGACUGUCCAUCCACCACAGCAGAUGGAGCUCUGGACUCAGAUGAGGAUGAGUCGUGUAGUGAGCCGACUAACUCCCCUCACGACCUCUGCACCAGUCAGGCUCUGCCCCCAGACCCUCUUCCAGCGCCUCUCAGGGACAGUCCGCCUCUGCCCCCACAUCCCGACGCCUCCAUGCCUGUUCCUCAGUCUGACACUGAUGCGCACGGGAAGAGAGCUAAAGCCGGCAGCAUGCGAGGGAAAAAAAUGCCAGGGGUUACUGAGGGCUCCCAAAGAUCAGGCUCAGGGAAAAGCAGGACAGGGAGCCAAAGUGUAGUUGCAAAAGGGAACGGCUCGUCCACUCGUACACCUUCCUCCAGCAUUCGCUCAGCACCAGCAAAAUCCUCAACCAAUCCAGGCUCUAAGUCUACCUCUGUUGGUGAGGUCAGUAUGUACGUGGACCUGGCCUAUAUCCCCUCUGGAGCCUCCUCUCCAACAGUCAGUGUGGACUUCUUCAGGUGUGUGCGCUCCUCCUGCUACAUCAUCAGCGGCGACAGUCCAGAGAGGGAGGAACUUAUGAGGCAUACACUGGACGCUCUGUUGGAUGGAAAGAUAUCCUGGCCUGACACCAUGCAGGUGACAGUGAUUCCCACCUUUGAGUCGGUGUCGAUGCAGGAGUGGUACCAGCAGACCCUGGACAGACAGAGGGAGCUGGGAAUCACCGUCCUGGGAUCCAACAGCACUGUUGCCAUGCAGGACGAGACCUUUCCUGCCUGCAAGAUAGAGUUCUGAGGCACGCUGUGAGAUGCAGAAGUGGAGGGUGAAUAUGAGCUAAAGGAUGGAAAUGUGUGUAUGAGCGAGAAAGAAAAAGUGUGCAGUGAAGAGCAACAGAAAUAGAGAGUUAGAAGCAGACAUUAUGGGGAAAUAAAGGAAAUAUAAGGCUCCUUACUGCAUGAAAACGACUGAAUGGGUAAUUAGAUGGGGCAUUCACCCCAUCCUCUCCUGGUUUCCACUGCUUUGUGGGCUUCUUUUGCAUCAAAAAGCCCUUAUUUCUCUUCACCCGUGGAGAACACACAUCCCUGUGGGGAGAACUGCAUGAUUUGUAUUUUUAUUUUAUUUUUUACCAAUGACCCUGUGCCUAACAGGAGAGGAGAUCACAUUGGCUGCAAGAGAAGCUUGUCUGCAAACAUGUAGAUUCACAUGAAAGCUAACAUUGUAGAUUAGUCAAAAUAGCAUACAUGGGGUUUUAUGGCACUAUGUGUAGGCUUGUUUUCUCAAUAUGUAAAGCACUGAAGUGUGACAGCAGCCUGUGCUAUAUUUCUGGGCCCAUUUAGUUGCUUGUAAUAUAACAUUUAUCAAUCCAUGUGGAAGGAAUUCAAGAAAUAAUCAGCUAGUCAGACAACAUAAAAAAAAUUCCCAGAUGGCAACAGUAUGCAAACUUUUGUUUAUGAAAGCACUGUUUGCAUUGUAUUCCUUUUAUUUACUAAAAUUCACAGUGUAUGGCCAGGUGUUUGUUGUGAGCACUGUGAGCAGAUGUGAGGUGAGUUUUGCCGUGUGUUGUACCUGCUUUCAAAAGUAUUGUGCCACUGUGGCUUUGAUACCGAGCAAAACAGAUGCAGACGAGUCCACUGCUGGAGAGCGAUAAUCUCCCACUGAGUCUGAGAUUGCUGUACGCAAAGACAAAUCUGUCAGCGGGGAUUAGAGUAUCAGAUUAAAUUUUAUAGCAUUACAUCAAUCAUCCUAUUAAAAAUGGCACUGUAAUUGUAAUCCAUUACAAGUGUUUAGAAUCAUGCUAAUCAGGAAUCUGGCAGCAAAUGCAUUUGUAGAAUGUGUUGAAUGUGAUGGUUACGACCAUAAAGUUUAUUGCAGACUAAUAUUUUGCACAGCAUAAACACAGUGGGUGUCAAUGAGAGCUUUCCAAGUUGUAGUCUGUAAAGAAGAAUAAAUAAAUAAACCUGAUGUUAUUUAAAACUGGAGGCAAAGUAAUCCUGAAAGUUAAACUGAAAGUCAUGAAAAAUCUCACUGUUGAAUUACAAACCACUUUAUUUUACGUAUAUGUAAUUGCCCAAUAAAUUCUAACAACUUUCCUG
Toxotes jaculatrix (banded archerfish) is the source of this 5405-nucleotide messenger RNA. Its product is annotated as microtubule-associated protein 1S-like. The transcript is spliced from 10 exons. Bases 1 to 4107 code for a protein of 1368 amino acids. Lineage: Eukaryota; Metazoa; Chordata; Actinopteri; Toxotidae. Gene Ontology annotation, biological process: regulation of microtubule depolymerization; axonogenesis; microtubule cytoskeleton organization. Gene Ontology annotation, cellular component: dendrite; microtubule associated complex; microtubule. The record is from RefSeq and is a predicted model, not a curated record. Gene Ontology annotation, molecular function: actin binding; microtubule binding.